Molecule: messenger RNA, 4953 nt
Organism: Varroa destructor (honeybee mite)
Lineage: Eukaryota; Metazoa; Arthropoda; Arachnida; Mesostigmata; Varroidae
Product: palmitoyltransferase ZDHHC3-like
Molecular function (GO): palmitoyltransferase activity
Source: RefSeq, a predicted model, not a curated record
UGCAGCAGCGUCAGCGAAGGCGCGAAUGGAUUUAAAUAGGACGCGUGCAUGUGUGGAUCGAAAUGCUGGACCUGCUAGCUAACCUUUACAGCCGCCGCUAGCUCAGUUCGGUUUUGCAGUGCGCAUCUGGAGGCCUGCUGUGUUUGGACUACCUGUGUCGCUGUGAUUCUAUGCCUGCUAAGGUUUUUAGCGGAUGUGGUUCUUCGAGAAGCUGUUGAGCCAGGCGAAGGCAGACUCUCGUCUUUAGAUUCGGCAGCGGCUUACGAAUACAAUGUUGCACUUCUAAGAGGAGGAAAACCAUGACGACGAUUGAAGACUCAUGAGGAAUGGGCUUAUGAUCGGCUUCUUUGAUGUCCGUUCGAUAGCUGCUUCGUCGCGUCCAUGUAUCUGUUGACGUGCCAGCACUUGUCUCUGUAUCAUGUGCUAUUUGACCCUGUUGCGCGGGCUCUGUUGGCUCUGCGAGGUCUGAUGUUUGUAGUAACAGUAGUUGUAGUAGCAGCAGUAGUAGUAGUAGUAGUAGUAGUAGUAGUUGUGGUAGAGGAUGUAAAAACCCAACGACUGGUCGACACGUGCAACAAAAGGGUGAACAUAAACUGUACCUUAAUAAAAGCAGAGGAGAGUGAAGACCCUCCGUCUCUCGCUAAAACCAAUUUGUUAGCUCCUAGGAAUAGCACAUAUGUGGAAGUUAGGAUUAAGCUUCGUACGCAAGCUCUCAACUAAGCUAAAUAACUCUCACGAUGUAUCCAAUUAAGCAAUAGAAGGCUAGUACAUCUUAAGCUAGAUUUAGAGGUCAAUGCUUAGCUAAGGUAUGAUAAACUGAAAUAGAACAGAUUUUUAUUUGCUUUUGUGCCUGUAAGAACAAAUGGUCACUUACACUUAAAUGGAUGGUCACGCAAUAAAUUCAAGACAAACUGUGACCGUGUGUUAUGGUACGGACGAAAACAAUCGAGAGGUUUGCGUGAAAGAUGCCCCAUAUGGCGAGGUACAGAUCAGCUACAAUUACAAACCCAGACUCGAUUCUGAAAGCAAUAAUAUUGUAUCUAUCCAAACUGGCUACACUGUAUAUGUGCAUGUUGGCGUGGGUAACAAUCUACAUCCAUCAAGUAGACCUGUCUGUUAUCCUAAACGAAUUAACUAUUAUAAAGUGGAUAAACAACCACAGUGAAAAGUGUAAAAGUUAUAAGAAAACUUUUACAAAUUGUCAAUCUAUAUUAAAAUAUUAAAAUUCAAUCAUUUUAGUGAAAAAGAGCCGUACGUGGAAAUGUUUUCUUCAAUUUACUGAGGUUUUGCCGAGUACACUAGCUGCAGUUGCAGUUCUGUAGCUAGUGUACUCGGCUUUUUUUUAAAUGUUUUAUAUUUAAUAGCUAACGUACUCGUAUGUCUUGAUAUAGUUCUAUUUUGCUCCAAGGAAAAGACACUAAAACAACGCUUUGCUUUACCGUUUAUUGGCCUCUAUGAAUCAUCAGUUCCUCUCAAAAAUGACCCAAAUACCAGCGAUGAGAUCAUGUGUAGGCUAAAAAUAGCAUAAAUAUCCUGUUGUAAUUGGAGUUAAAUAUUUAAAAAAAUGCGUCUGCAUAUUGUUGCAUAAGAGUGUAUGAUUUACUUUCAAUAAAUAUAUCGCAGGUCCGUUUUCUUUAUGUUCUAAUGUGACAGCAGACAUGAAAAAUGUACCUUUGCGACAAAUGCAUAAAAUUAUUAGCUACCUUUUUCCGUCCGUUGACGAACUUUUGUCGGCCUCUGUUUCUCGUGAAAUAAAAUUAUCAACAUGCAAAAAAGACACCUUUGCCCAGGUUUACCGUAUUAUUCUUGUUCCUUCUCAUUACGUCCUCUACGUACGUUUGAUCGUAUUCAAAACUUUUGUAGGUCGAAAUUCUGCAUAUUACCGUCGGGAUGGACAGUUACAAUGCCUAUAUUUAAAACGCUGUGUGUCCUCUCUGCGGAUCCUCUAGCUACGCCGAAAUAUGUUCUAAUUGUUGAGCGCUUCGGUACGUUUCGCUGUACACAGUCGACUCCGUACCAUCCACGUUCCGCUAUCUUUUUUCGGUCGUCCGUAAUAUUGUAUCGGUUUAGACGUUGGGUAAGCGAAACGGGAUAGACGAAAAAGGAAAAACGGUGGGAAAGAGUCCAAAAGCUGAAGCAAAAAUCAACAGCAUCCGUAAACAUUGUAAGUUCGGCUAGCUGGCUUAUCGGGCACUUCUGACUAGGUAAAACAUUCUCGAUCCUAGCACGAUAUUCAAAUUGUGCUCGUUCUAUGAAAUGUGCCCUUUGUGUGCUAUCGUUUGUUCGCCCGUUAUAGGAUAGGAUUUGGCCCGUUUGCAUAUGGGGUUAUCGUCAAUGGUGAAAGAAGAAUCGUUGUAGGUUGAUUUACAUUGCACUUAAAGAAGUAAGAUAUACUUGCCUUCAUACUUCAACUGAUUUGGGUAUGGCGAGUACGAAAAUACUGAACUACACUUGGCUGUCACCCAGUUAGCCGUCGGUAGGAUGCCUAUUGCUUGGAUUCUUUUUGCCACACCUAUCACCGACUUAUUUGAACAAUGAGUGUGUCUCGAUGUCUGGAUAUUAUAUAAAAUCCGUCGUCACGGAGUGAGUAGUCGAAGCAGCGAUUAUCGAAAACCUAGACAAGCUCGCUAAUAACUACGCAAGCGAAACAUGUCGAGUUAAUAUGCGCAAGCAGGUUGGGACCGAUGGAUUGGUAGCAAUAAUUGACCGAAGAAAAGAACGUGUCAGCGGUCUACAAGCAGCACAGCAGUGUCGAAUAUUAGACUGGACAAUGUGUUAGAACGCAUCUCUGAACUCACCGACCGCCUCAUUAGGUGUCCCAUUGCCACUGCACCUGGCCUGCUACGGUUAUUGUUGCUUCCUACUGCUGCCAACAGCAUAAAAGUUUCCUUUCUCUAGACACUAUCUGUCGACAGAACAGCUGGGAGUUGACUGAUGGUGGCGCUGCUGCUGCGGUAGCGGCGCUGCUGCUGCGGUGGCGGCUUUCGCUACUACGGUCGAAAAUAUUGCUUCAUCCUGUUAUUACCACUGUUAGCAGUGGCACGGCACAACACCACUGCCGCCGUCAAUAGCCGUAUCCAUUUUGUAAUAAUCGGAGCAUUGCUUAGUAGACACAACAAGCUUCGCGGCGUAAAAAUAAUAUUGUACGCAACAACAGCGACAACGCAAGAGGAGUACUGCAGAAAACCAGAGCAGAGCGGGCUGGAGCCCACCGACGCAGUCGAUGACUGCGGUGUCCAUCAACCGACAAACAACAGUGGAACAAUGCCGACGAAGUAGACGAGUGCAAAACCAGACGAAAAACAAAGAGACGAGCCUGACGUUCACUGCCGGCACGAAUUGCAGAUACGGCAGUAUAGGCGGAUGUUAACAGUAGCUCAGGGCGAUAACCGGUGAUGUACGAAUUGGCCACCAAUGGCCAGUGAAAUAUUAUAAUUAAAAUUGCCCUUGGUUCUCAUCGUGUCGAUGUUGUUGUUCUUGUCGGCUGCUGUCGCUGUGGGUCGCUGCUGUUGAUGUUACGCAGUGUAAACAUGUCGAAAUUUGACGUCUGCGGUGUAUCAUGUCUAGUGGUAAUAUACGGGUGCGUGGCGUAUGCGGAGUACGCGCUAAUCUACUGGAUGAUUCUACCGGUUCUAGCUGACAGUUUAUGGGGCGCAGUGCAUUUCGUACUAUUCAACACAUUCUUAAUCCUGGCGCUGUGGGCUCACGGCCGCGCCAGUUUUGGAGAUCCAGGGGUUGUGCCGCUACCAAAAACCGAUAUCGACUUUUCAACUGUACUACAAAACCGAUAUUGUAACGGUGAUUGGACAAUUUGUAUCCGCUGCGAGACGUUUCGACCUCCCCACGCGUACCACUGCCGAAUAUGCGACCGAUGCAUACGAGGAGUGGAUCAUCACUGUCCUUGGAUCAAUAACUGCGUGGGCGAGUUGAAUCGGAAGUACUUCCUGCAGUUCCUGGUAUACACGGUAAUCACUUGCCUGUACGGAACAAUAGUAAUAGGCAUCUCUUGGUACUUCGAGUCACCAAAAGCUGACAGUUCAUCCCUUUCUGAGUAUCGUCAGAGUCGGCUAAUGCACACGGUGAUCUUUCUCGUGGAGUGUUUGCUUUUUGGCUUGUUCGUCGUUGCCAUUUUCUGCGGUCAGCUGGGCGGCGUCAUGCACGGCCCACAGGAAGGCAAGCUUCCCGCUUAUGUUGGUGACCAUUCCGUACACCAGCAAAACAACAGAAGGAGCAAAUCCUGCCGUGGUAGCAUGCGAGACCUCUGCGGCAGAGGACCGCUUUGGACGUGGGCUAUCCCGUGUACAGCACCGCCACGUUCAUCCUGCUCAUCAUACGAAGUCUGACCUACGGCCCCUGACCGAUAUGCAGGUGCAAUUGCCUUACCACCAUUACAAUGGCAGCCGUAGGGAACGGCGGUUGACCACCGUGACGGUCAUUUACACCCGCCAGGAACAACGUCACUCCACUUAUGGCACAUUUAGAUUACCUUGAGUAACCCAAACAUAGGCAUGGCUGCUACCUUUUGGCAUGAUGACACGGAAGGAUUUAGAAUGUACAUUCUAAGUAAGCAAAGCAGAAAAGCGUUGACACGAAAAUGUGUUGGAGUUAUCUUCGGACGAGCGACAAUUUUCUUGUGGCAAUAAACCUUAGAAUCAUCAGCAUGGCCCCAAGAGAAGCGAGCUAAAUGAUCGAUCCUCGGUUUCGCGUCGUCGUCAUCGGUGCGUUCGAACACGGAAAUAAAUUUUCUGGAAAAUCUGAAGCUAAAAAGUGGAAUAACAAAGCAAGUGAGCGUUUUCGUCGUGUUACUUGCCCCUCUGUACAUGAAGCUGAAGUGCGCUUUUGUAGACAAAAAAAAAUGACACCACUGAAUCGUAGGAGCGAGUGCUCAAUGUAUGGCAAUCUUAACAGGUAAACAUGAAUGUAUUUAUCUCUCUGUCAUGUGAGACCAUAUCG